CGCGCGCGAUCGACGGCAGCAGACAGGCACUAGCUAUACAGGCGAUCGGUUAACUACGCGAUAACAAGAAAGAGAUACAGAGAGAGAGAGGACCAAUGCGCCGAGGAGAAGAGGGGAAAUAUGCGCGCCGGGGUGCACCUAUAUAAAGGGUGUCAUCGCCAACCCCAGACACCCAUUCCACCAGAAACCACCACCAAACCACGCCGUCGCUAUAUUCACUGUAUUACGUUUUUUUCCAUUUUGACACUUACAUUUCACGAUCUCUCGUCCUCUGCAUCGCCCUACGCAUCGAGAAGUCUAAAAGUCGACAAAAUGAUCGCACUUUGGGCUUUCAUUGUGAUGGCAUUUCUCUAUAAUUGGAUGUUCGUGUCUUCUUCGAUAUUGACGCCACUCCAAGACGAUAGUAGCUUGAGAAUCUUCAAGGAAUCGCCGAAUGAAUUUGAAUAUGUGAUAAAAAGACAUGGCAUCAAUGAGCGUAAAGAAAAUACCGAAACUAAAGAGAGACGCAGCACUAUGGGUUCUUCCUUCAUUAGAUUCGGACGCAGUCAGUCUGCCUUCAAUCUCGCCGAUAAUUCCGUCUUCGACGAAGAAACUGAUUCAAUGGUCAGCAGGCAUCCCCGAUGGAAGUCGCCAGAUAUCGUGAUCAGAUUCGGUCGAUCUAACUUCAAGGCUGUCAACGAUGGACAACUCAAACGCGGGCGAAAUGAUCUCAAUUUUAUCAGGUUUGGUCGUAGUGUACAAGUCGUGCCGGCUUCUCUCAAUUUAUCUGCGGUGUGUUCGGAGCUUAUGUCAAACAUUGUGAUCAGCGGCACGAAAUUACAUCCGGAUGUGUCGAGAUUUCUCCGUCUUUGCAACGGCCUGAACAAGAUAACCGAUGAAAUCAGUUUGGACGCCUCAGAGCAUCAGGAUAGCCCGAGUCGUCACGAGUAGGCCUGCUUGCUGUUAUCCGAGCUUGUCCGAGAUCCGAGAUCGUCCCAUGCGGAUUCGUCCUGUGGAUUCGAUGUCGAAUGUCAACGAGGAUUCGUAGUGUUCCAGUUUGUCGAAUCAAUUUGACCGCUAUGACCGAAUUGCAUUUGGCUUUGAGAUGACGACCGGAUCGCGUUACUAUCAGCGCGGAUUUAUACUUAAAUGGAUCUCUCGCACGUCGAUUUGUCAAACAAUUUGAAAAUGAUUACUCGAUUGUUGCAAUACUGCGAAGAAACAAUAAGAUCUAUUUGAAUAAGAUUCUCUUCUAUUCCUUAUUCCUUUGUUAAGUCGCAGUGUCACAAAUGUCACGAGUCACGAAAUGCUAAUCUAUAUUAAAUUUUUUAAUAUGUGAACUCGUUGCGUCUUUCUUGAAAAUAAAAAUCAAA
Molecule: messenger RNA, 1352 nt
Organism: Trachymyrmex septentrionalis
Lineage: Eukaryota; Metazoa; Arthropoda; Insecta; Hymenoptera; Formicidae
Product: FMRFamide-related peptides-like
Exons: 4
Coding region: 121-930 (269 amino acids)
Source: RefSeq, a predicted model, not a curated record